This is a messenger RNA of Colletotrichum spaethianum, 396 nucleotides long. RefSeq lists its product as uncharacterized. NCBI's taxonomy places the organism in Eukaryota, Fungi, Ascomycota, Sordariomycetes, Glomerellales, Glomerellaceae. The transcript has a single exon. The record is from RefSeq and is a predicted model, not a curated record. The coding region runs from base 1 to 396 and encodes 131 amino acids.
AUGAUCUCCAACAUCCCCACUGACCAAUCUUCUUCAGCUCGUCAGCCUUCUAUCGCCGCUUCAUCAAGCCGCCCUAACACUCCUCCAAUUGGUGAUUACCGUCUGAAGGACUCUGAAACGGGGACUGAGCCUGAAGGUAGCUUCAUAACUGCCUCAGAUGGGCCGGAGAUCGAGCACAGUGAAGAAAAUGACGACGUCACUGAUGUAAACUACGAUGAGCUCGAAACUCUAGAACACAAAUUCUACAAGCGGAUGUACGCGGAUCGCAAGAAUAGACUGAUGGAGAUCUACCACUCUCGCAUUGGCAGUAAGAUCCAGCACGGUAGGAGCAGAAAGGCUCGCAAGCUGGCUCAACGUCGCCGUCUCUCGCAAGACGAGAAAAGGCAGAUGAACUGA